AUGGAAAACUCCAUAAACACGCAGAAUGAGAAUUUGGGUGUAAACAAAAUAGGGAAGACAAUAAAAAAGAAUUCAUCCCAGCAAACAAUCGAUUUCGGAAGCGGAAGACAUCAUUACCCACAGCCGAAAAUUCAUCACAUUCACAGAGAUGAUUUCAAGAGUUUUGUUAUGAAGACUACCGGAAGAGAAUCAAACCGGCCAACUAGAACUCAAUCUGAGUUUACUAGGUUGCAGCAAAACAGGCCUCCUCCGUUGGCCAAUGUGCAGCCCCUUGUUCGGUUUCCGAUGCAACCACAACCUCCGCGGGUGCCUUACAUUAAUGGACUGGCUGUCCCUCCUUUGCAGCAGAUUAGUGGUCCUCCGGUUUUCAAUAAUUCAUGGAGCAAUUUCGUCGAGUCUCCCAUCUCAGCUUUCAUGAGAAAGUUUCAAGAAUCGGAGAACUACUGCGGUGGUGGUGGCGAUGCUUCAAGAGGUAAUCAAUUCCAGCCAUACCCUCCUCCUCCUCCGCAACAACAAAUGAUCAACAAUGUUAACGUUAAUGAUCAAUUUCAACAGCAGUAUUUUUCAAUCCAAACUCAAAUGGUUAACAAUGUUGAACAUUAUAACCUAUCAUCUGCAAGCAACCAAACUUUUCCGAAUCCUAAUCCUUCCAUAUCUUUGAAUGUUGCUAGCAACCAAACUUUUCCUAUGAACAAUGGCAAUCAAUUUCUGAAUGGUUUUCCUCAGUCGCAAACAAAUUGCUCUAUGUCACCAACUUCUGAAUAUUUGUUGGCUUCGACAACACAAAAACUGAACGUCCAAUCUCCUCAGAGGCCUCUCCUGUCACCAAGCAUUUUCUCUUCACCUUCGUCACCGGAUUACCCUUUCAAACCAUAUCUACAUAAUGAGAUUUUAAGUCCCGAACCUCCGUCUCCACUUUCGGCAGGCAUAUUUCCUCUCACAAGUCCUCAAAGGCCAGAUAAUGAUGAAUAA
This is a messenger RNA of Lathyrus sativus (Indian pea), 972 nucleotides long. Lineage: Eukaryota; Viridiplantae; Streptophyta; Magnoliopsida; Fabales; Fabaceae. The record is from the annotation of a GenBank genome assembly.